Messenger RNA from Caenorhabditis angaria, 995 nucleotides. The record is from the annotation of a GenBank genome assembly. Lineage: Eukaryota; Metazoa; Nematoda; Chromadorea; Rhabditida; Rhabditidae.
AUGUUAUUUCAAAAUUUAAUUUUGAUUGCGGUUUUCGGAAUUUCAACAGUUUUUUCAAUCGAAUGCUAUGCGGUGGGUUUUGAAUUAAAAUGAAUGAUAUUUUAGGGGAAAAAAGCAGAAAUUUAGGAAAUUGUUUUCAAAAGUCACUUAAUUUUGAAUGAUUCACGUGAACUAUUUUUCGGAAUUUUAUUUCGUGAAAAAAAUGAAUUGAAAAUUCAAAAUGAAAUUUUUUGAAUUUGAAUCUCGAAAAACGUUUAGAAAUUUUCAAAAAUCUUAUUGAUUGUGAUUAGAUUCCGAAAAUACCGUAAUCCACAUAAAAUAAGUAUUUCUGAAAUUCCGGAUUUUUUUCUAGAUGUUAAACAAAUAUUGAAAAACAUGUUAUAAAUUACAAACAAAUUAAAUUCCAACGUUUUUCCAGGGUCUCAAAAUAUUAAAAGGAACAUCUGUAGGAACAACAACAAUCAAAUGUGAUAAUUCAGCCGCAUAUUGUUAUAAUAUGACAGCUUCAGCUGCUGCAGUUAUUGAAGUUACAAAAGCCGGAUGUAGUAUGUGGAGGUGUAUGGUAAUUUAUUACAGUAACCCGAUCUGAAUUUAUCUCUCUGAUUUGUUUUUUUUUUUAGUUGGCUCAAAACAAAUGUAUUUCAACAACUUUCCAAAAUAUUCCAAUUUCAUUAUGUUGUUGUAAUACUCCAUUUUGCAAUGUUGCUGAAAAUGGAAAUGUUAUUCAGUGAGUUUGAAUAUUUUCAUGAAGAAAAAGAUUAGAAAAAUUUAGACCUCAAAAUACUGGAGGAUGGAAUGCUGAACCAGAACAUACAAGAACUGAUUUGACAAAAGAUGAAGUUGAAAGACGUUUCAAUUCAGCAGAACUUGAUGAUGAUCAUUCGCAUCAAUCAACAAGAGCAACUCGAUUUAUUCAUGAAAUAACACAAAAUAUUACAAAAGAAGCGGUACAAAAUGAAACACUUUCAGAAGAGGAAAUCAAACUUCUUCUCUAG